Molecule: messenger RNA, 3258 nt
Organism: Menidia menidia (Atlantic silverside)
Lineage: Eukaryota; Metazoa; Chordata; Actinopteri; Atheriniformes; Atherinopsidae
Source: the annotation of a GenBank genome assembly
CUGUCGAGGCGGCUUUGCAAGUUCGGUCCGGCCCGCACGGCGUUGAUGCUCAUGGGUCUCGGCUCGGUUUGUCUUUCAGAUAAAGUCGACGAGAUGACGCACGCCCAGAAGGCCUCGCCUGUGGACAUGAAGGUCGCCACCAUUAAGCCCCGCCCAUCCAGCCGCUGCUUUGUGACGCCCACUGAUAUGAAUUCCAUGUAUCACGACCGCCAGGGAGUAGCAGUGGUGCCGCCCACUGUGCCGGGACCCUACCUGGGCCUACCUGAGAAGGGCACCAUGAAGAAGCAGAAGUCCAUAGGCACAUCGGAGGAUGAGAAACAGGGAUUCCUCACGCCUCCCAUGCUGAAGUUCUCCCGCAGCCUCUCCAUGCCCGACACCUCGGAGGACAUCCCGCCUCCCCCGGCCAUCUCGCCGCCCUCGCCGCCCGCCUACAACUCGCCCGCCAGCCCCACGUCCACCAAGACCUACGCCGGCCGACCGAGCUUCGCCCAGAACUCGCCCAACGCGGUGACCACCAUCGGCCAGGCCAAGGACGCCAGCACGCUGCGGCGCGGCUACUACCGCCAGAGCUCGGAGCAGUUCGAGAGCACCCGGCUCCGGGGGCGCACGCCGGUCCCGGAGAACCCCUAUUCCGAGGUGGGCAACAAGACCCUGUACGUGCCGGCCAAGCCGGCCAGGAGGAAGGGGAUGCUGGUGAAGCAGCCCAACGUGGAGGACAGCCCGGAGAAGUCCUGCCGCGUGGCGGCGAGCCCCUCGGGCCCGGCGUCCAUGCCCACCACGCCCGUGGAGAGGACCUGCUCCUCCAUCCCCAUCCCCACCAUCAUCGUCAAGGAGCCCUCCACCAGCAGCAGCGGCAAGAGCAGCCAGGGCAGCAGCAUGGAGAUCGAACCCACCACGCCCGAGCACCCGCCCCUCACGCCCACCGGAGGGCUGCGGCCCGAGGACCCGAUGUCCCUCAACAACCCGUUCGCCGCGGCCAUCGCGGGGGCGGUGCGGGACCGCGAGAAGCGGCUGGAGGCCAGGAAGAGCACGGUGGCCUUCCAGUCCAUCGACAUCGGGGACGACGAGCUGAGCAGCCCCGCGCCGACCCCGCGGCUCCGCCAGUCCAAGUCCAUCGACGAGGGCAUGUUCAGCAGCGACGAGCGCCUCCGGAGGAUAAUGGCGCCCCUCUCGGCGGCGAAGCUCGGCCCCCCCGUCGGCGGAGGCAGCGGCAACAUGACGGACUUCAACACCCCCGAACCCACUGUGGUCCGGGAGCCUCUCAACACCAGGACGGGCCAGUGUCCCAACCUGGACAGUCCAGUUAGCCUCCCGGCCACGUCCCCCAAGAGCCACUACAAGGCCAAUGGCACCUACCUCCACCCGGUCACCGGCAAACCCUUAGACCCCAACUCGCCGCUGGCUCUGGCGCUGGCGGCCCGCGACCGGGCCAUGAAGGAGCAGCAGAACCAUCCCCAGAACCAGUCGCCGAACCCCCCCCAGGGCCAGCAGGGCUCCAAGCACGAGGCCCAGUCGCUGCCCCUGCAGCAGAGCCGCAAGCCGGACCUCAACCAGCCGCUCUUCAUCGACACCAAGCUGCGCUCCGGCAUCGAGACCAGCUUCGCCGCCAUCUCCGCCUCCACCAUGGGCCGGCCGGGCCGCGGCGGCCUCCGCCGGCAGGCGACCGAGCAGAAGUACGAGUCCGACGGGGCCCGGGAGGAACGCAAGCACCCAGCCCUCCAGGAGAGGAAGAGCGCCCCGGCCGAGGCGGGCGAGCCGCCCAAGUCGGCCGGACUGCUGAUGGUCCACACCAGCAACGAGGCAACCGGCAACAAGCCCAGCAACCAGGAGUCGGAGGUCCAGGACAGCAACCGGCCGGCGGAGCUGAAGGACCUCAACCAGCCCGAGCCCCGCGCCCUGUCGGCCCACCCGCCGUCGGCCGCCUCCCGGAGGAGGAGCGUCCCCCUGGGGGAGUCUCUGGACGAGCCGGUGAAGCUGCCCUUCCGCAUCCCGCCGCCACCGCUGGCGUCCGUCGACAUCGACGAGGAGUUUGAGUUCUCGGAGCCCCUCCCGCCGCCGCUGGAGUUCGCCAACAGCAUCGACGUCCCCGACGACCAGGCCAGCGCCAUCGCCGAGAUGCUGCAGCAGCAGCGCCGCAACGGCGGGCUGCCGCUGCCGCCGUACCACCCGCACGUGCCGCCGCCCGCAGCCGCCGCCGACCAGCUCCGCCGGCUGGCCAACAGCCUGCCGCCGCCCUACGGCGACCCCGAGGCGGCGGCGGUGGGAGACUCGGGCAUCGAGGAGCCGGACAGCCGCAGCAGCGGGGACCCCCAGCACACGGAGACCACCAGCACUGUGUCCAGCAUCUCCACGCUGUCCUCGGAAGGCGGCUUCUGCGACAGCGCCCUGGAGGGCCUGUACGCCGCCGGCGCCGCCGACGGCCACGCCUUCCUGGCCGACCGGCCGCCGGUGCCACCCAAGCCCAAAGGCAAGCCGGUCAUCAACCGGACCUCGCUCUACCACGACGCCCUCAUCGAGGAGCCCCCAGAGGCGCCGCCGCCGCCCCCCGAGUCAGCGGAGCCCCCCCGGACGCCGUCCCAGAGGGCGUCCAGGCUGUGGGGCGACCAGGAGCCGCGCAGCCCGCCGGGCACGCCGGAGGCCAAGAGCACGGUGAUCACCGAGCUGAGCUCCAUCCUACAGCACAUGAACCGGCCGGCCAAGCCCGGAGACAGCCUCGACUCCCCCACGGGGACCAGGGGGGGCUUUGGAAGCAGGCCCCACACAGACGACUCAGGACCCCGCGGCGCCGCCUCCACGCCGCCCGGCAGCCUCCCCUCCCAGCCGCUGCCCUGCAGCCCGCCGGACUCGGCCUCCUCCCUGACCCCCUGCUCCUCGCUGCCGCCCUCCGCCUCCCCCACGCUGACCGACGUCUUCGGCCUGCCCACGCCGCCCCUGGGCAGCGGCGGCGGCUACAGCCUGGGCUCCUCGUGCGGCGGCGGCGGCGGCAGCUCGCGCUCGCCCUCGCCGCUCACGCUGAUGCAGGCGGCGGCCGGCCGGCCCUGGGCCUCCAAGCCCGUGGAGCUGUGGAGCAAGCACGACGUGGCCGACUGGCUGGACAGCCUGCACCUGGGCGAGCACCGCGACGCCUUCCUGGACAACGAGAUCGAGGGCGCGCACCUGCCCUCGCUGCAGAAGGAGGACCUGAUCGACCUGGGCGUGACGCGCGUGGGCCACCGCAUGAACAUCGAGAGGGCCCUCAAGCUGCUGCAGGACAGAUAA